CCAGAAACAUCAUAAACAUCGUAAACACCGCAUAUCCCCCAUCUACUGCCCGACGUUCAGAAACGAAACAAAAUCUCAGUGAACAUGGCCGCACUACCAGGACCUCUCUCUCCACAGAGACCUGCAGACCUUCUUCUACCGCAGCCACCAAAAGAAGUUCAAAUCCUCAUCAUUAAUCCAAACUCAAAUAGAGAUAUGUCUGUCGGUAUUGGCAAACUGAUCAAGGGUCAAUCCUACCCUCCGGAGCAUACCAAACUCAUAACCUUUACCGCCUCAUCUGGCGCCACCAGCAUUGAUAAUAAGGCGGAUGCUCUCGCCAGCACCAAGGUCAUAUCCUAUGAUAUCGCACAAGCGACCCCUUACUUUGCCGCCAGAGAUGCCUUUAUCGUUGCUUGUUACAGCCCUCAUCCUCUCGUUUCAGUACUCCGCAACCACCCUUCCCUCUACCGGAAACCCGUGAUCGGCAUCUUCGAAGCAAGCAUCAGUGUCUCGCUCAGCAUGCUCCCCCUUUCGGUUCCAAAAGAGUAUGUUGACCUGCCAGUUACUGCGGAUCCGCAGCCCGCGGCACGAAAGUUCACAGGCACCAAGUUUGGCAUCGUGACGACAGGCGCGGGAUGGGUUCCGGUCCUUACGGCAGGUGUUAACGACUAUCUCGGUUUACCAGCCAGCGAGACUUCCCAAUCGGCGAGGUUCAAAGGAGUGGCGACCACGGGGCUCACUGCGGAGCAGUUGCACACUACUCCACAAGAGGAAGUGAGGGAGAGAGUGGUUAAGGCCACAAGACUGCUAGUUGCGGAUGGCGAUGUGGCUGUUGUCGUAUUAGGCUGUAUUGGCAUGGCUGGCAUGGACAAGUGGGUCGAGGAUGCCUGUGUGGAAGAAUUGGGACGUCGAGCUGCAAGCCUGGUGAGGGUUGUGGACGGGAUUAAAGCUGGAGUUGCACUGGCAGUAGAAGAGGCCAGGCAUAUGAAGCAAUUGGGGUACCGAGAAGCACCCGCAGCUGAUGACGCCACGGUCAUAGAUGCGGAGGCGUAUUAAGUGAUGGCUAGAGCCCAUGUCGAGGGAGCGAGACUAGAUUACCUGUGCUGCCCAGAAGUUUGAAGAGGGACUGUGGAUACAAGUAGAGAUUAUAACAGCUAUAAUUAAAAUAAAG
Molecule: messenger RNA, 1150 nt
Organism: Pseudogymnoascus destructans
Lineage: Eukaryota; Fungi; Ascomycota; Leotiomycetes; Thelebolales; Thelebolaceae
Exons: 3
Coding region: 85-1035 (316 amino acids)
Source: RefSeq, a predicted model, not a curated record